Molecule: messenger RNA, 2249 nt
Organism: Psylliodes chrysocephalus
Lineage: Eukaryota; Metazoa; Arthropoda; Insecta; Coleoptera; Chrysomelidae
Source: the annotation of a GenBank genome assembly
GUUGGAUCUUCAUUCACGGGGCGUAGAAUCACAUGCCUUGAAGGCAAAUAAAAAAGUUAAAAAAAAAAAUUGAAAAUUGCGCGUUGAAAAAGGAAGCUUUAAUAUGUGGAAAAUCGGUGGUAUUGUGUUAAUGAUAGUCCUCGCUAGCAGGCCUACAAAUGGACAUGUGGAAGAUCUAUUAUUUGAAAAUGAUGCAGAUCUAGAUUGGCCAGAAAAUGAUAUUUGGAUCGCCCAGCAAAAUAACGAAGAUGAUUCACCAAGAACAUUGCUCGAAAGAUUAUGUGAGCAUUACGAUUUAGCAUAUAAAAAUGAAGUAAUCGAUUGCAAUCAACUCCAAAUCAAUUUAAAACCUUUGAAAAUUGACCAACACAAUCUCAGAAAACGUGAAGCUGACGAAGAGGUAGAAGGUUCAGGAGAAGAGGACAAAGGCGAUGAACAACCAUCACAUCCAAGCGAACAUGAAAUAGAAACGGAAACAGCUCCAAAAGAAACUGAAAAAUCCAAGGAAGAAACCAAAUCCGAACCUGAAAGCAAAGCUGCCGUAGAAAAGACAGAAGCAUCCGAAACACCUAUUCCUGGAGUAGAACCCCUCCAAACGACCGCGGCGAGUGCUGAAAAGGUUCCUGCAGCAGAAGAACCGAAGUCUGAAGAAGCUAAGACCCAAGAAACGGACGUAAAACCCGAUGAAACAAAAUUAGAAGAACCAAAAACCGACAGUCCCGAGGCACAACCAGAGGAAUCAAAAACCGACGGAUCAGAGACUAAACCAGAGGAACCAAAAACUGACGGAUCAGAGACAAAACCAGAGGAACCAAAAACCGACGGAUCAGAGGCAAAACCAGAGGAAGCAAAAACUGAAGGCUCCGUGGCAAAACCAGAAGAACCAAAAACCGACAAAACCGAGGUUAAACCAGGAGAACCAAAAACUGACAUCUCCGAGGCACCACCAGUGGAUCUAAAACCCGAUGAAUUCGAGCCCAAGAAAGAAGUGCCCACAGAACUACUCGAAGUACCAGCCGUGGUAGGAGUUGAAGUAGAGUUAAGCGAAGCUGGAAAAGGUCAGGAGAGCAACGCAAAAAAAGGAAGAAAAUUGACGCAAGAGGACUUGAACAAUCAGCAAAGCGGGAAUGCUUUGGUCAACGCCAAUGGAAACAUGAUUGAUACGGAGACGAAAGUGGGUAGUAUGAAGCCCAAAGAAAGUAUCAAAGUUGCGGCACCCGGCGAAGAACCGAAAUCCGGCGCGGCUAGCGAAGGUGGUAUCAGAAAAAACAACUCGCUGCUGAUCGGUCUUUUCGUAGCGGUCCUGGUCGUCGGCGCCGCGGCCUUCUCCUACAACUUCGUGAAGAAGAGGAGAAGCAAGGCGACAGCGGCCAGAAGCGAACACAACGGAACCAACAGAACGGCCGAUCAGGAAGAAGGUCGCGAGAUGAAGCCGUUGAUGAAGACGGAAGAACAAAAGAAUAACGUCGAGUUUGCUAACGAGAAGUAAAAACUGACGUGUUACGCUUCUUUCACAUUAUCACAAGAAAAUCUGAGUUACUGUUGCAUUGUUGGCUAUCUACUAUUGAGUUUUCAUCUGAUUCGGUGACUGACUGACUUGACCUAAAGCAAAGACAUUCAAUUUAGUUUCAAACGUGUAUCUUAAUGCAGUUAUUGCUAUGUCCUAAUACAAUCAAGGAGCAUUACAAAACAAUUUCUGGUUGUCAUAAAGCAAACCAAAAUUGUGCCACUUUUCGUUUAACUUGUUGAGUUCGGGAUGUGGACUUCUUUUACUCUUUUCACUCCAUAUCUAACUUCACAUCACUGAAUUACAAUCAUUUAGCAUGGACAGAAGUUAGUCAAGGAGUAAAAAGAGUAAUACGAGUACACCUCCCGAACUCAACGACUGACAUUGUCAAAUGUCACUCAUGCAUGUUGAACUGUUAACUGUCAUUAGUCAACAUUGGAUGGAUCCGCCAUCUAUCUGAUAAUGUGAAAGCUGCGUUAGGUUCGAAAACUUCAAGAGACUUGACAAGGGCAGGAUUUAAAAUAGACAAUUUUUUUAGUGUAUUUGAUAGAGAUGACUCUGAAUUGUUUAAAGUAGAUAUGUAAAGAACGCGUACAUGAAAGUUUCCUUGAGAGAAUAACAAUUUUAUUAUUUAAAUUCGAAAUAUGUUAUACCGUUAUUUAUUUGGUACUUUACCUUCCCAUGCUCAAAUUGCAAUAUGUUUAUAACAAAUUACCUUUAUUAUUUAAAUAUAAUUUUUUUU